Messenger RNA from Clupea harengus (Atlantic herring), 9950 nucleotides. It is a transcript of the gene zzef1, whose product is annotated as zinc finger, ZZ-type with EF hand domain 1. The transcript has 52 exons. Lineage: Eukaryota; Metazoa; Chordata; Actinopteri; Clupeiformes; Clupeidae. Gene Ontology annotation, molecular function: zinc ion binding; calcium ion binding. The record is from RefSeq and is a predicted model, not a curated record. The annotation marks the transcript as partial.
CCCCAGCUGGUGUCCGUGGCAGUGGGGAAGAACCGGCACUCGCUGCAGGAGAUCCGCGAGGUCCGCAUCCCCAGCAACGUCAUGGGCUACGUGGCCUUGCUGGAGAACGCCAACCUCAGCCAUCCAUAUGUUCAAAUCAACAUCAAGCGCUGCUUGAGUGAUGGCUGCGACACACGUAUCCACGGCCUGAAGACCAUGGGCUACCAGAUCACCAAGAACAAGGAGGUAUCCGUCACCGACGCCUCAGCCAUCUGGUACCUGUCGCUCCUGACAUCCCUGGUCACAGCCUCCAUGGAGACCAACCCCAUCCUGGCACAGACGGUCCUGCAGAACACUCAGAAAGCCUUACAGCACAUGCCCCCGCUGUCCUUAACGCCAGCCUCCACGGAGUUCCCCAAGUUCUUCUCCACAAAUGUUCUUGAAGAAGUGGAUGGUUUCCUUCUCCGAAUAGCAGACUGCUGUGUGACCCCUGAUGCUGAGCUGACCCUGUUGGCCUUCGCGCUGGCCAGAGGAAGUGUGGCCAAAGUCCUCCAGUCCUUGUCCGGGAUCUGCGAGCACCUGGACUUGGAGUACGGCGCCUCCUCGCUCCUCAAGUCCAUGGCUGCCGUCAGACUGCGCCUCCUGCACAGACACGGGAAAGCCCUCCAGCUGCGUCUGCAGGCCUGUGAUGUGAAGGGUAAAGAGGAGAAGUCUGGCCCAGAGAGUAUGCUGACGGAGCCACACACUGGAGAUGGGUUCCUCACAGAGGCUGGGAAGAAGAGAGCCAGUGUGAUUCUGUCCACGGAGGACCAGAGCAGCUUCCAAGUCACGCAAAUAAAGAUCAAAGUGCGCAAAGGAGCCAUAGGUGCCAAGUGUGGCCUUGUGUUUGCCUACAAUGAACCAGAUGCUUUUAAUGCAGACAAACAUUUUAAACGGUUCAAAAAGUUUGACUUAUGGGACUAUAAGGACUAUAAGGACUUUGUCCAAAAUGGCACCAGCAGUGCAGGACAGCCGGAGGAUGACCCCAUUGGCUGCUUCGAGCUGGAGGACGACUGGAACGAUGUUGAGAUUAAACUGCAGCAGUGUCGAGUGUCAAAGUUCCUGAUGGUGAAGUUCCUGUGUGCGAGGCAGGAGUCGGCGGAGCGUCUGGGCGUGCAGCAGGUGAGCUUCAGUGGGUACCUGUGCCCGGGGGCCGAUCAGACGCAGCCGCUGGAGGACCUGAGCCCCGAGCUGGAGGGGACGGACCGGGGCCUCACCACCGGCCACACCCUGCUGAGGAAAACCCUCUUCUUCAUCCAGCAGCUCACCAGAGACAUGCUAGUAAACUUUGUGGAGGAAUUCGCUGAAUUUGACAAAAAGCGUACGGGAUUGGAAUCGUGGACCUCACCUUUAAGUUUCCCAGAACUCGAUGUGUCCCUUUACAAGCAGAAGUUCCUCCUGGACUUCAGUGGCUUAAACCUGCAGCUCUUCUGGGACUUCUACAACAAACUCAGGGUUAUCGAGGGAGAGGAAGCCGUGAAGACGAGGGUUCUGCUUCUUCAGCUGCUUCAGAACUGCUUCCCUGUGCUGCCUGGUCCCCCCGCGUGUCGGGGCUCAGAGGAGGCUUCCGCCAGCACAGACCGAGAGCGCUCUGAGGCCGUGUGGGAGCUCUAUAAUCACCUGUGUCAGGUGGUGGAUGCUCCAGAGAGCGAGGCAGUCGUGGACAAAGCGCUCCGAUGGGAAGCCGUGAAGGCCAUUCUGAACGGAGCAGUCAUCUUCUUCCCUUACAAACAAAGUCGGAGGGACAAGCUCUUUGAUUUGAUGACAAGCAUCACUGAGGAAGAUCAGCUGGAGUCGGUGAAACUGACUUUUGAAUCUCUGUGCAACUACUUCAGUGACAAAGACCCCAGCGGUCUGCUCCUCCUGCCCCCUAAAGAUGCCCCCGCAGGCUUCAACAUCAGCCCAGUGCUGAGUGUGAUGGACACCCUCAUCCGUGUGGCGAUGCGAGAGUGUGAGGCGGUCAUGGUGGAGCCGAGCGGGGGGCCCAGCCGGAAGGUUCUGCUGUCCCUCUACUGGGCGCUGCAGGGGAACCUGCUCUCCUGGUGCUACCUGCAGCUCAAGGGAGGGGCCUCCACUGCUUCCGAGCUGGCCAAGGCUAUCCUCACUGAGUAUGUGCACCAAUUCCUGUCGGGGGCUCACACCAUGCUGACCUCCCUGCUGCAGCGCUACAGCAGCACAGAGCUCAUGGAGAAGCUGAGCGGAUCCAUCAUGGCCAUCGCCACCAGGCAGCUGAUCAUUUUCCUGCUGGAGCUGUGCUCUCUGGACAUUCCUCACUGUGAGCUGUUGCACAGCUUCUGCUCCGUGGUGGAGCUCCUCACCAGCCUCUCCUGCGACACGGGGGACAUCUUCUCUUCGGCGGACAUGGAGAACUGUCAGCAGCCCCAGCAGCCCGUGGUCCUGAAGACGUGGGACAUGGAGUCGCCUCACAACUACGAGAACAGCCAGCACGAGACCACCGUGUUCGUCUGUCCCGGGGCCACGUCCUUCGAGGUGGAGUUCGACGAACGCUGUGAAACGGAGAAGAGGUACGACUACCUGGAGUUCACUGAUGCAAGAGGUGGAAAGGUUCGAUAUGACAUGAAAGUCGGCACAGAGAAAUGGCCAAAGAAAGUGACAUUCAAAGGAGGCCCUCAGCUGCAGUUCCUCUUCCACUCGGACAGCAGUAACAACGAGUGGGGCUACAAGUUCACUGUGACGGCCUACGGCCUGCCUGACGUCACCGUCUCCUGGAUCUCGGACCUGCAGCUGCUGGUUUCCAGACUCAUGGGCCACCUGGCAUCCCGCACCAUGGCCCUGAAAACACCACAGGACACCCACGAUGGGAAGGAGCAGCCGGCUGGGAAGAUGAACCAUGUCCUCUCCUCCACAUUGUGGAAGAACAUCUUCCGGCACGGACUGAGCAACUCCGACUCCCAGGCUGGGGACAGAGAAAAGGUGGAGAAAGAGGACAGACUGGUGGACUUCCUUGCGGCCUUUGCCAAGUGGGAGCCGACCCCGGAGUGUCCUGACGCCAGGGUGGAGUUGAUGAGAAGCCUCAUGUUGAUGUGCAAGAAGCAGGCCGUCAGGAACGAGAUCGCCGGCAGCGCCAAGGUGGACCAGGCGGUGAACGCGCUGUGGGCAGCCAUGGUCUACCACACACCAGCCCUCCACCACAGCCUCAGACUCUAUGUGUCCAAAGGCGGCCAGGUCAGUCUCCCUGAAGAUCUGAUACAGGUUUACAAGCUGGCAGAUGGUAUCCGCACUUGGAUGCUGGAGAUGAAGCAGCGCUACCUGGUCAAGAAGAUGAACGUGCAGGAGGAGCAGGAGAAGGACCAGGCAGUGGUCAGCAUGGAGUCCUUAGCGGAGGUGUGCAUCGAAAAGAGCCUCCUCCUAUUCAGAUUCACUCCCAAGGGAGUGCUCACCCACCUUUCUGAGACCUCCAAGCCAGAGGGGGGCGCCAGCACUGCCCCACUCCUCCGAUCCAUUUCCAUAUCAGAGGCCGACUUCCAGGCCAGCCCGGUUGCCCCUUCCCAGCCUCCCAAGGCCGAGGGGGGUGCCGCCAAUCCCGCAGACGCACCGGGGCUGUCUCACCCAGACCAUGUCCAGUCACAGGUGUCCUCAGCCUCAGAUCCAGGAGCCUCCAGCAGCAGCAGCAGCAGCAGCAGCAGCGGGCCCACCCAGGGCCCCAAGUGCUCCACAGAGACCCUCCAAGCCCAGGCAGCGGACCCGGUCUCGCCUGUGGCCCUGCAGCGCCGCUCUCUCUUCAGCCGCGAGCGCCUUCGCCUGCUCUCCUUCCGCUCCCUGGAGGAGCCCAGGCAGGCCCCCUCCGUCAAGGAGCGCUUCCCCAUCCUCAAGGACAUCCUCAACUUCAUGAAGGACCAGGCCGUCAGCGUAGCCAGCGUCCUGCAGACGCUCUCGCUGAAGAAGGCCCAGGCUCAGAAUGUGUGCAAGGUGCUGGAGACGGUGCAGUGGUGUCUGAGCUCCAUGGGAAAGCCGCACCUCUUCCAAGCGCCCUGCAUCCUCUUCCUCCAGGAGCUGCUGGCCUGUCAGAAGGACUUCUCCAGUUAUUUCUCCCAGCUGUCGGGCUGCGGCCAGGAGCUGAGGGAGCAGGUGCGGAGCUCCUACCACCGGCUGGUCCUGAUGCUGGUGGAGGCGGUGCAGAGCUUCAGCAGCCUCAAUGCAAAGGUCCUAUUGCCCGCCCUGUCCUGUGUGCAGACCUGCUUGCUGCACCUGCUGGACAUGAGCUGGGAGGUGGAGGACCUGUCCCUCUUCCUGGACAUCAAGCUGCCUGACCUGCUGCUCACCAUGUCUCAGGAGAACAUCAGUGUGCAUGACAUCGCCAUCAGUCAGUGGACGGAGGAGGAUGAGAUUGCGGACUAUGAGAGGAACAUGGAGUGGAUGGAUGAGUGUAUGGACGGCAUGCUAGAGAAGUGGUACGACAAGGUGGUCCAGGGGACGCUGGAGAGCAGAAGAAAGAUGCACAUGUUCAUAGCGCGCUACUGCGACCUGCUCAACGUGGAGAUCUCGUGCGACGGCUGCGAGAGGAUCGCCCCGUGGCACCGCUACCGCUGCCUGCAGUGCACGGACAUGGACCUGUGCAAGACCUGCUUCCUCAGUGGAGCCAAGCCUGAGGGUCACGAGGACGACCAUGAAAUGGUCAACAUGGAGUACGCCUGUGACCACUGCCAAGGCCUGAUCGUGGGCAGCCGAAUCAACUGCAACGUGUGCGAGGACUUUGACUUGUGCUUCGGCUGCUACAACGCCAAGAAGUACCCAGACAGUCACCUCCCCACCCACCGGAUCACCGUCUACCCGAUGGUGACCAUCCGCAUCAGCGACCGCCACCGCCUCAUCCAGCCCUACAUCCACAACUACUCGUGGCUGCUGUUCGCCGCCCUGGCGCUCUUCACCUCGGAGCUGACCAGCCGGCGGCGGCAGCAGCAGGAGGCACAGAGCCUGGGCGCUGCCACGCUGGAGCUGGCCACCCGGCUGCACGCCCGCUGCUCCAAGCUCAUCACCGAGUGCCUGCUGAAGGGCCAGACGGGCAAAGGUCUGAAGGCGUCUGCUCUGAUCUCGCUGCUGUCCUCGGCCGAGUCGGCCACGGAGAGCGAGGAGCUGGGACCCGGCAGCCCAGAGUCCUCCCAGGAGCUCAGCACCACGGACACAUCCUCCCUCCCCGCCAGCACCGCCGCCGUCUGCUCACCACCGCCCCCUAAAGACAGGAAGAAAAGCCAGGAGCAGGAGGCUGACCCGCCCUUGCCCCCCAAAGUCGAGGGCGAGCGCCCCAAGAGGAAGCUGGUCUCCCAGGACACCCUGGACUUGUCCAGCCUGAGCCAGACUCUGUCCGUGUCCGGUGAAGGCACUCUCUCUCCUGGGGUCAAAGCCCCAGAGUCAGAAGGGGACACCGUCACCUCUCCGGCCACGGAGGCGGUGGAGGGGGCCAAAGUGAAGGAGGAGGAGGAGAAGACGGCCCGGAUGCCCCUCCAGGAGCACGUGUUCGCAGACUGCUCCAGGGAGAGGAUCCUUGGACUGCUGGCUGCCAUGCUGCCUCCGGCCAAACAGGGCAGCAGCAUGACCCUGAGCAGCCUGAGUGCCAUCCUGCCCCUGCUAUUCCGCGGCGUCAUCUCCAACGCGGGCUGCCUGAACGAGACGUACCACCUGACGCUGGGGCUGCUGGGACAGCUGCUGCUGCGCCUCGCCCCUGAGGACGCCGACGCUGCCGUCACCGAGGUGCUGGCCGACAAGUACGAGCUGCUGAGCCUGGGCGACGGGACGGCCGGAGCCGCGCACACACCGGGCUGGAAGACCACACAGCUGCUCUUCAGCCUGGGGGCGGUAUGCCUGGACAGCCGCAUCGGUCUGGACUGGGCGUGCACAGUGGCUGACAUCUUGCGCAACCUGAACAUCUGUACCCAGUGGUCCAGCGUCCUCGGCGGCUUCACAGACCACUGCGUGGAGCAGCUCCCCAAGCAGCUCAAACGCACUAACCUCUUCACCCUGCUGGUGCUGGUGGGCUUCCCUGAGGUUCUGUGUAUGGGAACUCAGUCAGUGUUCAUCGACAACGCCAACGAACAGCACAACAUGAUCCUGCUGAAACACUUCACCGAGAAGAACAGGGCCGCUGUGGUGGACGUGAAGACCCGCAAAAGACGAACAGUGAAGGACUACCAGCUCGUCCAGCAGCAUGACUGCAGCAGCAGCGACUCCUACAGCGACGGCCCUGUCCUGACCCCCACCUCCGCCCACCUGUCCCGCUACCUCCACAACUUCAUCGCCAUCAUCAGUCACCUGCUCCAGACCGGGGUGGACAGCAGUGCCGCGGACGCCGUGGAGGCCACCUGGGUCCUCUCCCUGGCCCUGAAGGGCCUCUACAACACCCUCAAGAAGCAUGGCGUGGCCCAGGCCCAGGAGGCCAUCCACGGCUCGGGCCUGACGCAGCUGCUGGUGCGCAAGUGCAGCAAGGGCACGGGCUUCAGCAAGAUGUGGCUGCUGCGCGACCUGGAGAUCCUCUCCAUCAUGCUCUACUCGUCCAAGCGCGAGAUCCACUCCAUGGCCGAGGACACGGACGCCGAGGGCGACGGCGACCGGGAGGAGGAGGAAGAGGAGGAGGAGAUGGAGCGGGAGCGGGACCGCGAGAAGGAGCACGACUCGGACCACUCCAGCUGCUGCGCCGAUGACAACGACCCCGGCCGGCCCGACCCGCUGGAGGGCCUGGAUGAGGAGACCAAAAUCUGCUUCCAGAUUACCCAUGAUGCCUUGAAUGCGCCGCUGCACAUCCUGAGGGCCAUGUAUGAGCUGCAGAUGAAGAGGACUGACUCGUUCUUCCUGGAGGUGCAGAAGAGGUUUGAUGGAGACAGGAUCAAAACAGACGAGGCCAUCCGCACUCUGGCACAGAAGUGGCAGCCCUCCAAAAACCCCCGCUCAGUCACCACCAAGGCCGUGGACACCGACAUGGUUGUCGUGCCGUGUGUGGCCAAGCCCAGCCGCUGCGAGAAGGCGACGGAGGAGAGCAACAUGGUCACCCAGAAGCUCAUCACCAACACGGAGAGCGACCUGCAGCUGAGCUACGCCAAACAGCGGCGCACCAAGAGCUCGGCGCUGCUGCACAAGGAGCUGGACGUGCGCAGCAACAAGGCCGUGCGCCAGUACCUGGUGAAGGUGAACGAGGCCAUCGCCAUCCUGUACGCGCGCCACGUGCUGGCCUCGCUGCUGGCCGACUGGCCCGCCGGCGCCCACAUCAGCGAGGAGGACCUGGAGCUGAGCGGAGCGUCUCACCUGGCCUACAUCCUGGACAUGCUCAUGCAGCUGGAGGAGAGGCCGCUGUGGGAGAGGAUCCUGCAGAAGGUCCUGAAGGGCUGCAGCCAGAGCAUGCUGGGUAGUCUGUCCCUGACGGCGUGCCAGUUCAUGGAGGAGCCCGGCAUGGCCGUGCAGGUGCGGGAGUCCAAGCACCCCUACGACAACGACACCAACUUCCAGGAUAAGGUGCAUAUCCCCGGCGCCAUCUACCUGUCGGUGAAGUUUGACCCGCGCUGCCACACGGAGGAGGGCUGUGACGAGCUGCUGAUGGCCAGCAGUGUGGACUUCCUGCAGGACAUGCACAACUUCAGCGGCUCCCACCACAAGUGGACCGACUUCGAGAUCCCUGGGGACACCCUCCACUAUAGAUUCGUCUCUGACAUGAGCAACACGGAGUGGGGCUACAAGUUCACUGUGACAGGGGGUCAUCGAGGACGCUUCCAAACAGGCUUUGAGAUCCUGAAGCAGAUGCUGGCUGAUGAGAAGGCGCUGAGCCACCUGCCCCUGGCCGACAUCUGGGAGUGGCAGGUGGGCGUGGCGUGCCGGCAGACGGGGAACCAGCGCCUGAAGGCCAUCCACCUGCUGCUCCGCAUCCUGCAGUGCCCCACGCAGUGGGCCUGCGACCUGACGCUGCUGCGGCCCCUCUUCCUGCUGUUCAGCUCCAUGGAGAGCACGGCCAGUCGGGACCCCACCAGCGUGAACGUGCUGCUGCCGCUGCACCGCGCCCUCACCGAGCUGUUCUUCAUCGCCGAGGCCAAAGCCGUGGAACAAGGCAUCCUACAGGAGUACCUGCUAGCCCUCACCACCAAGGAGCAGCUCCUCAACCACACCGCCCAGGCACUGAAGAACAUUGCUGCCAUCAGCCUGGCCAUCAAUUACCCAAACAAAUCCACCAAACUUCUCAGCACCACCUCUCCUUAAAGGGAAUGAGGGAGAAAGCUAAGGCGUUGAUGACGGAGACGGAGACAGAGACGGAGGUGGACAGAGCUUCCUGUCCCCAUUGGGACACUUGGAGGCAAUAUUGGGGGCUAGUGGCAGGGGGAAAGCCCUCCUGAUGUCUUCCAGAGAAACCUGCCUGUAAAAGGAACUACUUCCAUUGUCUGUCUGAUAACGGAAGUAAUAAGGGAUGUAUUUUUCUAUUUCAUUCUUGUUAUUGUGAUUUGUCGUUAUUAUCACUACUAGCAAAGCCCUCCUGAUCACAACAAUUGUUGCCUUAGGUGAAAUGCAGUGGAUUUAUCAGCGGGGGGAGGGGGUGCUGUCCUUUUUCAGUUAAGUUUUGUUUUGCUUUUAUGAGCUGUAUUACUUGAAUUUUUUUUAUUUGAACACACAUGUCGUGUGCCAAAAGUGCCACACUGGGUGGUUCUUUUUUUCUUUUCUUUUUUUUUUUUUUAAAGCAAGCCACCUUAGGUGAGACAAUCGAUCAUUGCAAAAAGCAGGUCACCUUGCUUGCCUCUUCAGUUUUUUUCCUCAUUCUGUCUUUCCAUUCUGCUGUGUCUCCUGGUGGACACGCUGCCUAAAAAUACCCAAACACAGCGCACCGCGCUCGGGAACCUCAUCAGUCACGCUGGCCUAAGACUGGUUCUCGGUGCACUCGUGGAAACAAAAACUUAUUUUCAUCCUGCCUUUUAACCCAUGACUCUCCUUGGGUGACUGUUUCUCAUCUGCGGAAGCUCGAAACCGCAGUGUGGACAUUGAGCUGAAAAUGAUCUCACAGCAGUAAAAAAAAAAAAAUGGAAAAGCCGGAUGGAUUGCGAUGUGCCAUGCCAACACACCCAGGGGCAUUUAGCCUCUGAACACAAGUCAACGCCAUAUCUGUUCCAGAACGGACCCGAAGAGACAAUCGGUAGAACACGGAACUGGUAAAUGAUCAGCAAAACAUCAUAAAAUGAUCCUAGUUACUUUACGAAACUUCCAGGAGGUGACGGAUCGUAAGUGUAACUGCCUUCACACAGUCUUUCGACACACGUCCAGUGCAGACUCGCGCACAAGCACAUUUGCAUGAUGUGAUGUGCCCAGGUGGAUUUGUGAAAUAAUGAUUUCACAUUUGCAUAGCAUUGCACAACACCCGGCCUCUUGCAGCACCUCUCCGACUUUGGCAUUCAUGGAUCAGGGUUUUUUUUCAGCUGUGUGUUCCUGGCUCGAGCUGUCUAAACUAAGUGUGUGUGCUCAGUCACUUUAGAGACAGCCACAUUGCAGGUCUUAAUGUUCAACGAAAUGGCAAGAACAUCCAUUUAUUUUAUAUAUAUAUAUGUAUGUAUAUAUAUAUAUAUAUAUAUAAGCUGCAUGGCUGUCAUAUUGCAGAGAAACAAUAUCACUUUAUUCAUUGCUCAGUGUCUCUGCUAUGUUGCGUGGAUGGACAAGAAUGUAGUCUUUGAAUUUACAAUCUCACCAUGGAUUGGAUCAUGCCAAUACCACUUUUUUCUUUUUCAAGACCUCAUAAUGGUCGUAUAUAGGAAUUAACCAUCACACGCAGAAUUUAGAUAUUUAUUUUUUUCCAUUUUAAUUUGAUUUUAGAGGGGAGAGAGUGAUUUCGACAGAAAUAUAUGCCAAAGAAACUCAUUGUCAAAAGUAACCCCAUAAAAUUAGCACCCACACUCCUCUCCAGGGUUCCUCCGUAUUGUGUGUGCGUGUGAGAGAGAGAGAGAGAGAGAGAGAGA